Molecule: messenger RNA, 3315 nt
Organism: Dermatophagoides pteronyssinus (European house dust mite)
Lineage: Eukaryota; Metazoa; Arthropoda; Arachnida; Sarcoptiformes; Pyroglyphidae
Biological process (GO): Notch signaling pathway; membrane protein ectodomain proteolysis
Cellular component (GO): plasma membrane
Molecular function (GO): metalloendopeptidase activity
Source: RefSeq, a predicted model, not a curated record
AUAUUAUUUUAUUUUCAAUUUAUAAUUAUAAUUUUAUCGCCUUAUUUUCAAUUAAUUAAUCCGGUUUUAGCUGUAACUAAAAAAUUUCCUAUUACAACAAUAAAUGAUAAUGAUGAUGGCGGUGGUGGUGAUAAUGUUUUAGGUCUAAAAUUAAAUACAUUUAUACCAAAUUUUGAACCAUUAUAUUAUGAUCGUCAUCGUUUAUUACAUCAAUAUACAAGAUUAAAAAGAAAUAUUCAAGAACGUAAACAAAAAGAUGAUGAUCGUAUAAUGAUAAUGGCAAUGAAUGAUGAUGAUGUUAUAACAACAACAACAACAACAACAACAACAAAUAAAACCAAUCCAUCAACAACAACAACAACAACAACAUCGGUACCUGUGAUAAUAAAUUCCAGUGUCGAUAUUAGUAAUAAUUUUAAAAUUAGUAAUCAACAACAACAACAACAACAACGUGAUUUAACAACAACAACAAUGACCACAUCAACAACAACAACGACAACAACAACAUUAAUGAAUCUUACAACCAUUGCCUUUAUACGUCAUAAUUGUCCAUUACCAUUAUUGGAUAAUUUUGAUUUUGUUGUUGAUGAUGAUGAUGAUGAUGAUGGUCAUGAUGGUCAUCAUGAUGGUCAUCAUGUUGACCAUAUUGAUGAUGAAAAAUAUCAACAUGAACAUGAACAUAAUAAUCAUCAUAUUCGUUUAGAAUUUUCGGCUCAUAAUCGUAAAUUUCAAUUAUUAUUAAAAAGUCAAAGUGAAACUGUUUUUGCUCAAGAUGUUAUUAUUGAAUCGACUGAUAAAAAUCAUAUUGAUUAUGAUAUGACAAAUGUUAUUACUGGUUAUCUUGAAGAUGAUGAAGAUUCUAAAUUUGUUGGUAUAAUAACUAAAAAUGGUCUAUUAGAUGGUCAUCUACAAACACGUUAUGAUGAAUAUUAUAUUGAACCAGCUGAACGUUAUUUUGAUCUUAAUUUUGGACAACAUGAUUUUCAUUCAGUUAUAUAUGUUACUAGUGAUGUUUAUUUUCCAUUUAAUGCAACACAUGGUGCUGCUUUAUCUAUGUCAAAUUAUCAUCCAAAUCAUCCGAAUCAUCAUAAUUUUUUCGAUGAAACAACAUUUUUUGUACGUUAUCUUCCAUUAUUUAAUCCAUUUCAUCAGGCGACGAAUAAUUUAAUAAAAACAGCUGGUAAUUGGUUUUCAUUAUCAUCAUCAUUUCAACAAAAUGAUUUUGAUUCUGAUGAUCAUCUAAAAACAAUCCAACAAAAACGACGAAAACCAACAACAUUAUUAAUUCUAGAAAAUCAAUCGAAACAACAACAACAACAACAAAAACCUCGACAAAUGAAACAACAACAACAACAAAGUAAAAAUAAUGGUAAUAAUAAUCAUGGUAUUUAUUGGCGUGAUAUGGAUUCAUUACAUUAUACUGAAUCCGAACCAUAUGGUAUAAAAGCAGUACAUCCACGUACACAUUGGAUUGAUGAUCAAAGACAUCAUGAUCGUCAUGUUGUUGUUGAUCCAAAAAAAACUACCUGUAUGCUUUAUUUACAAGCUGAUCAUUUAUUUUAUGAAAAAAUGGGUAGUGAAGAAGCUUGUAUUGAAUCAAUGACAAGACAUGUACAAAAAGUUAAUAAUAUUUAUAAAAAUACUGAUUUUGAUCAAGAUGGUCGUCCGGAUAAUAUUUCAUUUUUGAUCAAACGUAUUAAAGUUCAUACAAUGGAAGCAUUAAAAGAUCCUGAAUAUCGUUAUCCGUCCACUUAUGGUGUGGAAAAAUUUCUAGAGCUUUUUUCCGAAGAAGAUUAUGAUGCAUUUUGCCUUGCUUAUAUGUUUACCUAUAGAGAUUUUGAAGGUGGUACAUUAGGAUUAGCAUGGACUGGUGAUCUUAAAAAUGCCGGUGGUGUUUGUGAAAAGAAUGGCCAUUAUCGUGGAAGCUUAAAGAGCUUAAAUACGGGCAUCGUUACGUUGCUCAAUUAUGGUAAACAUGUGCCUCCAAUUGUAUCGCAUGUUACAUUGGCUCAUGAAAUUGGUCAUAAUUUUGGUUCACCGCAUGAUCCUGAAGAUGAUCAUGCAUGUACACCUGGCGGUGAAAAUGGCAAUUAUAUUAUGUUUGCAAGAGCUACAUCCGGUGAUAAACGUAAUAAUAAUAAAUUUUCACCAUGUUCAUUACGUAGUAUAAAUGCUGUUUUAAAUACAAAAGCAAAAAGUUUAAAAGGAUGUUUUCAAGAACCACAAGAUGCAAUAUGCGGAAAUGAAGUUGUUGAAGAUGGUGAAGAAUGUGAUUGUGGUUGGGAAGAAGAUUGUAAAGAACCAUGUUGUUUUCCAAUGCGUGCAAAUCCACCACCCGAUGAGCCACCAUGUCGAUUACGUCCGAAUGUGAUUUGUAGUCCAAGUCAAGGUCCAUGUUGUACACAGGAUUGUAAAUUAAAAGUUGGAAAUAAAUGCCGUGAUGAUAAUGGUUGUCGUACAGCAAGCUAUUGCAAUGGUCAAGGUCCACAAUGUCCACCAUCAACAAAUAAAGCAAAUAAAACAAUCUGUAAUGAAGAAUAUGUUUGCUAUAUGGGGGAAUGUACUGGUUCAAUAUGUAUGGCAUAUGGUCUGGAAUCAUGUCAAUGUAAACAAGGUCCAAAUGAUUCACCUGCAAAACUUUGUGAAUUAUGUUGUCGUAUGCCUUCCGAUGAUAGUACUUGCAAAUCAUCAUUUGAAUGGAAUACAAGUCCAUAUGAUGUACCAGAUUUAUAUGCAAAACCUGGUACACCAUGUGAUAAUUAUAAUGGUUAUUGUGAUGUUAAUCAACGUUGUCGUGAAGUUGAUCCAUCAAGUCCAUUAGCAACAUUACGUCGUUUAUUAUUAUCAAAUGAAUCAAUGGCAUCAUUAAAACGUUGGUUUAAUGAACAAUGGUUUUAUGUUGCUGUUUUAAUUCUUAUUACUGUUCUUAUAUUGCUUAUGGCAUAUAAAGUAUUUAAUUCUCGAAGAUCAUUACGAUUAACUAAAACGGAUAUUAUGGAAGUUGCAUUGGAAGCAGUUGCUAAACAUCAACAAGAACAACAACAAGCGGCUGCUGCUGCUGCUGCACAACAACAACAACAACAACAACAACAGAAUAAUACAUCAGAAUCAUCGAUUGGAACAAAUUCAACAACAAUAACAACAACACCAUCAACAGCUAUUCAUUUACAAUCAUCAACUAAAUCAACAAAUUCAACAACAAAUACAGUAACAACAAAUACUGGUUCUUCAACAAUAACAAAUAAUAUUACAAAUGCCAUAAAUGAUUGUUUAUCAUCAACAAAAACGACAACAACAACAACAACAACAUCGGCA